AUGUCGGAGGCUGAGGCGGGUGCUGGGGUGUUUGGCGCGUCCAGGCCAGAUGAGAUGACCGUGCAGGUGCUGCGGGACAUGGCCAACCGCCUGCGCAUCCAUUCCAUCAGGGCCGCAUCUACCUCUACCUCAAGCCUCUCCACGUCCUCGUGCAGCAGCGCUGCUGAAAUCAUGUCUGUGCUGUUCUUCUACACGAUGAGGUACAAGCAGGCAGAUCCCGACAACCCAGACAGCGACCGAUUUGUCCUGUCAAAGAGACUGCCAUAUAUUAAUGUGGCAACAGGAUGGCCUGGACAAGGACUGGGAGCUGCCUGUGGGAUGGCAUAUACUGGCAAGUACUUUGACAAGGCCAGCUACCGGGUGUUCUGUCUGCUGGGAGAAGGCGAGUCCUCAGGAGGCUCUGUCUGGGAGGCAUUAGCCUUUGCCUCCUACUACAAUCUGGACAAUCUCCUGGUGAUUUUUGAUGUGAGCCGCAUUGGACAUUGCAGCUCCGAGCACUGCAUUGAUGUCUAUCAGAAACGCUGUGAAGCCUUUGGGUGGAAUACUUAUGUGGUGGAUGGUCGUAAUGUGGAGAUCCUGUGCCAGGUGUUCUCACAGGCAGCUCAAGUGAGGGGCAAGCCCACUGCUGUAGUUGCCAAGACCUUCAAGGGCCGAGGCAUGCCAAAUGUUGAGGAUGCAGAAAAUUGGUAUGGAAGGCCAAUGCCAAAGGAAAAAGCAGAUGCAAUUAUCAAAUUAAUUGAGAGCCAGAUACAGACCAAGAGGAGUCUUGUGCCACUACCCCCUAUUGAGGACUCACCUGCAGUCAGCAUCAUGGAUAUAAAUAGGAUCUCUCCAUCUGUUUACGAAGUUGGUGACAUGAUGUCCACACGGAAGGCAUGUGGUUUGGCUCUGGCUAAACUGGGACAUGCAAAUGACAGAAUCAUUGUGCUGCAUGGUGACACCAAGACCUCUAACUUUGCUGAGGAGUUCAAGAAGGAGCACUCUGAACGUUUCAUUGAGUGCUUUGUUGCUGAGCAAAACAUGGUGAGUGUGGCACUGGGCUGUGCCGCUCGUGAUCGGACCAUUGCUUUUGCGUGCACAUUUGCUGCUUUCUUCACCCGAACAUUUGAUCAGAUCCGCAUGGGAGCAAGUUCCCAAAUCAACAUCAACCUUAUUGGUUUCCAUUGUGGUGUAUCUGUUGGUGAUGACAGCUCCUAUCAUAUGGCUCUAGAAGACCUGGCCAUGUUCCGAGCAAUUCCCAACUGCACUAUUUUCUAUCCAAGUGAUGCCAUCUCCACAGAACAUGCUGUUUAUUUGGCUUCUGAUACCAAGGGAAUGUGCUUCAUUCGCACCAGCCAAGCAGAAACUUCAGUUAUUUACGCCAGACAAGAAACCUUCCAGAUUGGAAAGGCCAAGGUCAUCCGCCAAAGUGACAAUGACAAGGUCACAGUUAUUGGAGCUGGAGUUACUCUGCAUGAAGCCCUAGUAGCUGCCGAUGAGAUUGCUAAGGAAGAUAUCUCUAUUCGUGUUAUUGAUCUGUUUACCAUUAAACCCUUGGACUCCACCACCAUCAUUUCUAAUGCAAAAGCCACAGGUGGCCGGAUUAUCACUGUGGAAGAUCAUUACCCAGAAGGUGGCAUUGGGGAAGCUGUCUGUGCGGCCGUCUCCAUGGACCCUGACAUUGUGGUUCAUCAGCUGGCAGUGAUGGGCGUGCCUCGGAGUGAGAGAUCUAGUGAAGCACUGGAUGUGUCUGGAAUCAGCGCCAGACAUAUCAUCGUGGCUGUGAAAUGCAUGUUACUCAACUAAUUUAGCUACUAGCUUUGGUCUGAGAAGGCUAGCCUCUUUGCUGUACAUUUAUGCUUGUUCCAAAGCGAUUG
Molecule: messenger RNA, 1856 nt
Organism: Jaculus jaculus (lesser Egyptian jerboa)
Lineage: Eukaryota; Metazoa; Chordata; Mammalia; Rodentia; Dipodidae
Gene: Tktl1
Product: transketolase like 1
Exons: 13
Coding region: 1-1785 (594 amino acids)
Molecular function (GO): transketolase activity; thiamine pyrophosphate binding
Source: RefSeq, a predicted model, not a curated record